GAACCCACACGUCGUGAUCCGUGCCGUCAGAGCUGGUCAGAGCCUUCUAAACCAUUCGUGGAAUUCGUCGUAAUGCUUGAUAUGGGCCGCCAAAAAGGAAAAGGGGAAGUUUAAGUAGUACGGAAUAAUUCUGUAAACAGUAAUGCAUUUUUCGUUUCAAACAGCUAUUAUUGUAUUUACGAAACUUAAACACUACAGAUUAUUACAGUCAAUUAUUUUAUCAUGUGCGAUAUGUUGAAAGAAUUAAGACAACGCUCACAGAAGAGAAAAAAGCUCCUGGCUCAAACUUUUGGGGUCUCAAAUGUAGAUGAACUACGGCAAGCUCUUGGUACAUCAGUAGAAGCUCCAGCAAAGAAGGUUUUCCAAGAAAGCACACCACAAGAAGAGAGGGUUCAAGAAAAAAUUGUGACAGAAGAUGCCAGCACUGAUGAGUUAGUGUAUACAGAUUCCUCAACUUUCCUAAAAGGUACACAGUCAUCAAAUCCUCAUAAUGAUUACUGUCAGCACUUUGUGGAUACAGGACAGCGUCCACAGAAUUUUAUUCGUGAUGUAGGGCUGGCAGAUAGGUUUGAGGAGUAUCCAAAGUUGCGAGAACUUAUUAAACUGAAGGAUGACUUAAUAGCACACACAGCAACACCACCAAUGUAUCUUAAAACAGAACUUCAGACUUUUGACAUGAAGGAACUGAACAGCAAAUUUGACGUAAUUCUAGUUGAGCCACCACUGGAGGAAUAUCAGCGAACAAUGGGUGUAACGAACAUGCAGUUCUGGGGUUGGGAUCAGAUAAUGCAGUUGGACAUUGGAGAGGUAGCAGCAACUCGAAGUUUUGUGUUCCUAUGGUGUGGUUCAUCUGAAGGCUUAGACAUGGGCCGCUUUUGCCUCAGAAAAUGGGGAUUCCGGCGCUGUGAAGACAUAUGUUGGAUACGAACGAAUAUCGAUAAUCCUGGACAUUCCAAAAACCUUGAACCCAAAGCUGUCUUCCAAAGAACCAAGGAACACUGUCUUAUGGGUAUUAAAGGCACAGUACGUCGGUCCACUGAUGGGGAUUUUAUCCAUGCUAAUGUUGAUAUUGACCUGAUUAUAUCUGAGGAGCCUGAAUAUGGAUCUUUGGAAAAACCAGUUGAGAUCUUCCACAUCAUAGAACAUUUCUGCUUGGGUCGUAGGAGAUUACAUGUAUUUGGCCGAGACAGUACUAUUCGGCCAGGUUGGCUGACAGUAGGUCCUGAACUUACCAACAGCAAUUUCAAUGCAGAACUUUAUGCCAGUUAUUUUUCAAAUGGACAAGCAACUACAGGAUGCACUGAGAGGAUAGAAGCUCUGAGACCAAAGUCACCCCCACCAAAAGGAAAGGGAGCACCAGGUGGACGAGGAAGGGGAGGGCCAUCCCGAGGAGGCUUCUCACGUGGUCGUGGAAGAGGAAGAUAAGGUUAUAACAUCUCAAAAUGGACCACAUAGAAAACACUGUUUCCAGCAGUUCUUCUAUUGCUAUGCGUGGACUUGUUGCCAUGGGAACUCACGUGUUACGCCAUCUCUACCUAGUAACGGGUCUUCAUGCUACAUUAUGAUUGGAAUCUAAGUACACAAAGCAGAUCCCCCAGUAGUUAAUGUAAUCAAUCGCUCCUGUUAAUGAAAUUUAAUUAUGAACUCAUGCAACUGGAAUGUGCCCAGUUAGAGACUUCUUAGGCCAAGAAUGCUGGUUUCCAGUUAUUUCUCAUUGAAAAAACAAGACUCAGAGAAGGAAAUAUGGCUCCAGAGACAGUGGUGUAAGGUAAAUGGGUUGUAUGUGAAUGCAGAAAAGUGUGAGUUUUUGAGAAAUAAAUAGUAUCAUAUCAAAUAUGUAAAAUGUAUACCUUAACUUCUGGAACAUCACAUACAUGAACAUAGUUCGAGUAACAGAAAUGGGGGUGUAGAUGGUAACAAAUUGUGUGUAUAUUGAACUUUACUGAGACAUUUUCAGUUGUUUGCAAGACGUGACUAAGUCAUGUGAUCAUAUUAAAAAUGUGGAAUUAUUAAUGUAGUUGAGGACCAUCAUCUGUAUGAAAAUUGAAUGUGGCAUUAAAAAAUAUGGAACAUGUUUAAUAGUAUUAAUUGAAUCAUGAGUGCUAUGACAUUUCAUUUUCUGAGGGGCAGUUAUUUCUUCAUUGAAAAAGUUGGCAGUGUAGAUGAAAACACUAGCACUUCUCUCAGUGUUUUUAUGAGAUCUUUUCUAGUAAGUUAUUUUAAUUUACAUGAUCGGAAUUUACUUUAUGUGAUGAAGAAGGGUGCUGUGGCGCUUACUAGGACAUAUGCCUACAAAGACAGGUUAGGGAUGACAUUGUGUGUUUUGGCCAGAGUAUGACCUUUCUUGGUUAACUUACAGCUUACACUUUACCUUAGUAACUACAGGGGGGAAUUCUUACAGUGUUGAACACAUUGGUGAAGGGUAUUUGUUUUCAGUGUGUUAUCAAAUUAUAAAUAGAUUUUUUGAAUGUAUUAAUCAUUUGGGGCUGUCAUAUUUUUUUUUUGCCCAGAAAUAUAUAUCUUUAUUUUCUGUACAGUGACAUGAAGUGACUCAACAUGUUAUGUUUGCAAUUAACAUCAACAUUUGUUUUACAUUUCUUUAAUAGUGAUGGAUUUCUGUCUGGUGAAUGUUAGAAAUGUAAUGUGCAGUGUGUUAGUAUGGCAAUGCUAGUGAAUCAUUCCAGAUGGUUUUUCUUUUCAUAAUGUAUUUCACAUAUGUCAUUAAGCAAUACAAUGUAAUGCACAAUACCAGCACUUUUGAUAUCUGGAGGUUACAUUAUCCAUAUCAUUAUCACUGUACAGUGAAAUGUACAGAUGCUAUUAAUCCUUCCAACUCUUCCUAGCACUUCUCUGGCCUCCUUUCCUGCAGGGUCUGUAGUCCAUAAUAUGUCUGGGUAUAUCUUAUAGAGGCAUUUUUUAUAUAUGUUUCUGUUGAACCUAUGAAAAUAAAAGCCUUUUGGCUUUAUUGUUUCCCCUGCAUAGAUUCUGAAAUUCUGUCUAGAACUAGGGUUAGGGGGUUCUUAUGCUGGUACACAACAUGCCAGUUCUGUUGUAUGUAAUAAGUGUUUGAAUUAAAUUCGGCCCGUUCUGGCCCUCCACGCCCACAACAUGCCCCAUAUCCCCUUCACCAUAUAAGAGAACCCUCAACACACUUGUCAGUCAUUUACCGCACCCAAACAGGUUACAUUGGAGAACGUGCUACAGACCGGUAAUCACUCUAAUCACUCAGUGCAAUAGGGCAUGCUUAAACAUUGAAUUGGAAUCCAAGAUUUUGAUCUCUACACAUCAAAAGUACACUAUAAUAUAUUCCAUUUCAGAAAAAGAAAACUGUUCGCAAAAAAGUAACCAUGGCACAAUACACCCCCAGUACACUGAAUAUCCAUAUUCACAUUAACACACAUAUGUGCACCUAAUCAACACCAGUACCAGUAUCACAUAUGAUAACAUCAUAAACUUUUUUUAUUAAGGAAAUCAGUCAAUCUAAACGCACUGACUUACAAAUGACCAUACCAUACAAACCAAAUCGCAGUACUAUGUAACUGUCUGAUAAUACAUAUUGUGGCAUGUAGACCCAAUGAUGGGCAGCAACCAUGAAAUAUGCAGCUACACAACAGCUGUUGCUAGGUAAUGGAUCUGUAGAUAGUGGCCAUUGCCAGGGAAUGGCCUCAACAGAUUCAUCAUAACAGGCAGUAAUGGGAUAACUGGAAGGCAGUGUUCUCUACACAGGCUCUGUGAUAACUGUGAUGCAACAAUAGGAGAACUGUUGGGAGAGAUGUUUUCUGUGCAGUCCGUGCUGAAGCUAUAUAAUGAGGGGCAGAUGCAGUUAUGAGAGAUUCAGUAGUCUUGAAAUGGCAGGGAGAAAUCUAGGAGGUUGGUGUGAGAUAGCUACCAGCCUUGAAGUUAGUUGGAACAAUGAGUUGGUUGUGAGACAGUCGCUGGCCAGUAAGAACCUGAACACAGAAGCUGAGGAAGCUGUGGCAUUGAUGCCAUUAUCAGGCGACAACCAGUGAAGUUACUGCAGACUGAGAAGACUUUGUACAUGCUCUAGUGAACUGAAGAGUAUGUGAAUUAGCGUUAGCAAAGUAGUUACUUGUAGUUAUGAUCUGUAAGUGUUCAAUAAAUCCAAUUACCAAUCCAGACCACAUCUAUAGUCAAUCCAAUGUGACGAUAUUAGCAUUUACCGCAGUGCCUACAUCUAAGUAAAAAACCAACAGAAAUUUAAGAUCAGCAAUUAUUUUGUGACAUUCCUUUUAUACAGGGCAAACUAUAAAAAUUCAUUCGUGUUUAAAACGCCAUAUUUUCCAAAGCAUUACACGUACAAAUGUGGUUGAUAUAUAAAAAGAACUGUAAACUCACCAAAUUU
This is a messenger RNA of Cryptotermes secundus, 4363 nucleotides long. It is a transcript of the gene Mettl14, whose product is annotated as N6-adenosine-methyltransferase non-catalytic subunit. The coding region runs from base 223 to 1425 and encodes 400 amino acids. The record is from RefSeq and is a predicted model, not a curated record. Gene Ontology annotation, cellular component: nucleus; RNA N6-methyladenosine methyltransferase complex. Gene Ontology annotation, molecular function: mRNA binding. The transcript is spliced from 8 exons. Lineage: Eukaryota; Metazoa; Arthropoda; Insecta; Blattodea; Kalotermitidae.